This is a messenger RNA of Saccharomycopsis crataegensis, 531 nucleotides long. RefSeq names its product Yip3p (gene YIP3). The transcript has a single exon. NCBI's taxonomy places the organism in Eukaryota, Fungi, Ascomycota, Saccharomycetes, Ascoideales, Saccharomycopsidaceae. The record is from RefSeq and is a predicted model, not a curated record. The coding region runs from base 1 to 531 and encodes 176 amino acids. Gene Ontology annotation, cellular component: Golgi apparatus.
AUGAGUCUCUCCCAAUUCUCUAACAUUGCAUUCUCCCAGUUCUCCGAAAGAUUGAGUUUGGAUCGUCUCAGGUCAGAUGCUGGGUCCUUGACCACCCGUAUGGGAAGCAUCAGACCUCCUCAAGAGUUCUUUGACUUCAGAAGACUCUCAAAACCGGAAAACUUUGGGGAAAUCCAAAGUAGAGUUGGUUACAACUUGGGCUACUUCUCUUCUAAUUAUGCAUUAAUUGCUGCCUUAUUCUUUGUUUAUGCCUUGAUCACCAACUUAUUGUUAUUAUUUGUUAUCAUCUUUGUGGUCCUCGGUGUUCUUGGAAUCAAUAAGUUACAUGGUGAAGAUUUGGUUUUGCCAUUCGGUAGAUUAACUACCAGUCAAUUGUAUACUGGUUUAUUGUGUGUUGCUAUUCCUUUAGGUUUCUUGGCCAGUCCAAUCUCUACUAUGAUGUGGUUGAUCGGUGCUUCUGGUAUAUCUAUCUUUUCUCACGCCGCUUUUAUGGAAAAACCGAUCGAAACUAUCUUUGAGGAACAAGUUUAA